Messenger RNA from Miscanthus lutarioriparius, 1026 nucleotides. Lineage: Eukaryota; Viridiplantae; Streptophyta; Magnoliopsida; Poales; Poaceae. The record is from the annotation of a GenBank genome assembly.
AUGGCGCGCUUCGCCUCCGCCGUCCUCCUCGCCGCUGCCCUGCUCAUGGCUGGACGGCUGACGAAUGCGGGGCCAUCGACGACGGCCGAGGAGGUGUUCUGGCGCGCACUCCUGCCAGGCUCCGCCGUGCCGGACGCCGUCCUCCAGCUCCUACGCCCAGCUACGACUACAUCACCUACGAAGCGCCCAGCGAGCCAAGGGGUACCGGCCAGCGGCGGCGCGAGAGACGACGACGACGACGACGACCAUUCGUUCGAAGGCUACGAGUUCAGCUACGACGCGCCCAUUGCGACGACGCGAGGCGGUGGGGCGGCCACGCCGACGCCGACGUCCCCGACGGCGGCGGUGUUCUUCCACGAGGAGGCGGUGCGCGUGGGAGAGCGCCUGCCGCUCCACUUCCGGGCCGCGGCGCCAGCCGCGCUGGGUCUCCUGCCGCGCGGCGUCGCGGACUCCAUCCCGUUCACGACGGCGGCGCUUCCGGCCGUCCUCGCGCUCUUGGGCGUCCCGCCGGGCUCGUCCAGGGCCGCCGCCAUGGCGGAGACGCUGCGCACCUGCGAGCGGCCCCCGCCAGUCGCCGGGGAGGCCGAGGAGGCCAGGUUCUGCGCCACGUCGCUGGAGGCCAUGGUGGAGCGCGCCGUGGCGGCGCUGGGCACGCGCGACGUCCGUGCGGUCACCUCCGCGCUGCCCCGCGCGGGGCUGCCGCCGCAGGCGUACACCGUCCGCGCCGUGCGGCGCAUCCGCGGCGGCGCCAGCUUCGUGGCGUGCCACGACGAGGCGUACCCGUACACCGUGUACCGGUGCCACGGCACGGGGCCCGCCAGGGCGUACCUGGUGGAGAUGGAGGGCGCCCGCGGCGGCGGCGCGGUCACCGUGGCCUUUGUCUGCCACACCGACACGUCCCGGUGGAACCCGGAGCACGUCUCGUUCAAGGUCCUCGGCACCAAGCCCGGCGGCGCGCCCGUCUGCCACCUGAUGCCGUACGGCCACGUCAUCUGGGCCAAGAACGUGAAGCCCUCGCCGGCGUGA